AUAAUAACAAUUCGAGAGUUUCAAAUCCAAUUUCAUUCAUUGAGCGUCCAUGUCGUCGGGCGUAAUAAAUGUAAUAAUAGAUGUCUCGCCACGUAAACGUUACGAAUAUUUUUUCCUAUGAAUUUUAUUGAAAAUGUAGAAGUGAAAACAGUGUAUAAUAAGCUUUUUAAUAAGCCAUAUUGUUGUAAUCAACUCAAUUGAUUGAACAGCAGACACAAAGUUGGCAUCUAAACAUGAGUAAACAGAAAGAGUUUAAGUUUCAUGUAAUUGAAUUAUUGGAACCUCCAUGCAUAAAUGCUGAAAAAUAUGUUUGCGUUCCGAAUUCUUGGCUAAGAUUAUGUGAAACAUCAGAUAGUGAAGCUCUGGUUAAAUUUCCUUGCGAAGAACUAUCAGAAAUAAAGAGAUGUGCUAAGAAUCAAGAAAUCUUAGAAUACUGGAAAGUUUUAUUGGCUGAUAUAAAGUACAGUACCAACUCCUAUAAAGACGCAAGCAACUAUAUCAAGAUAUUAAAUAAAAUAUCCGAUCAAGAUCAGAGCAGCACGAAAAUAGUCGAAGAUGUGCCAUCAACAUCGGAAAAGAGUUUACUCCAAUCACAAUCGAGCUCAAAAACAAACAAAGUCCGUACAACUUCAGCUCUAAACAGUGAUGCGGAACCAGUGAGUAAUGAAAUACCAAAACAACUUGACUUAACUAAUGCCGAAGUAAAAAUAGGCCAAAAGAAAAGUAAAGUUGAAACUGCCGAUUCUUCCCCCAAAGCCAGAAGAUGUUUGACAAGAGAGUCACUCAGAAUAUCUUUAUCAGGCAAUAAUACCGUUAGUUUGCCAGAUCAAACUGCAAAAGAGAAUCUUCCGACAACUAGCCAUUGUGUUAAAGGGAGCGAUAAGAUUAACAACAACCAAGAAAAUGAACCAUCAGCACAGAACAGUUCAGAGUUAAAGAGAAAAUGGCAAAUUAUAAUGGCUCUACGGUCAGUCUUUGGUGAUAACUUCAAAGAAAUAUUGGAACAGCUUCAUAGUGAGUAUGAAAAAAACCAAUUACUGUUAGAGAAAAUGCGGCUUGCGUUUAUGGAAAAUUGUAAGAUCUUAAAAGACUUCAUUGAGGUAACUAAUGAAAUCUGUAAUGGUCCUGAUAUUAGUGAUCUAGAUUCUGUAGUCGAAGAAUUAGAAAAUAGAACGAUGGAAAUAAAUAUAAAUGAAAACAAUCCAGAUAAAGCAACCGGAUCAAAAGUACAAAAUGAUACUCGAAAAAAGGAAGAGAAGAAACAAAAUAGUGACGGUUCAGAAGUUAAAAAUAAUAAUCCACUGAAUAAGAUCCGAGACAAAGCGCACAAGUUUACUUUACCACCAGAGUAUGAUCCGAAUGACUCAAGAUGGACCCUAAAGCAUCGGGAAAAGAAAAGUGGACUUGUUGAACUCCUACCACAGUCACAAGUGUACAUAGACGCCAUUCAACUAAGCAAUUGUAACAUAAUGUCGCAAGGCAGCAAAACCCUUGCACGAAUGUUGUUACUAGAAAUUUUUACCAAGAAUGCACUAAGCGUUUGUUCUCUAACUGGAAAAAAAGCCAAUGCAUUCGAAGGACCAAUAAGGCCCGGUCUAGAUGAACAUGCAAGAACUGUUUUAUUGAACUAUGUUAAGAAAUAUGCGGCUGAAAAAAAUUGGGCUGAUUUUGAUAGGCAGCUGGUUGUGAACAGUAUUCGUAACAAAAUGCAAGAAAUGAGAGGCAAAUAUAAAAAAAUAGUCGAAAAAUAAUUAGGCUAUAAGGAAAUAUUGCUGGCGUGAUGGAUGGCGUCAUUUAAUUAAUUAGCUGAUUGAAGUUGUAACAGGGAAAAUCGAACUUCCCAGGGUCAUUAUCGACCAGUUAAUUGACGCCACGGUAGGUAAGGGCUCUCCUUUACCUUUCGAUUUUGACAAGUAGUUUCAACUUGUCACCAGGCGUGCAAAUCGAAAGUCCCCACUGCUGUCCCCGGAAAAUGAAGCAGGGCGUAACAAUAGAAAAGUUCUCGAAAGAACCGAGGCUCGAGAGUAUAAAAGGGCCGGUUAGAGAAAGAACAAGGCUUUUUCCCUUCUGGAAAACAGUGGCCUUUUGUUUUUUGAGCCAGUGACGCUUUUGAGAGAGUGGCCCUUUCGAGAGAAGUCGUUAGUCAGUAUAGUGCUGUGUAAUAAUUGUCAUCGAGGUACAGAACAGUCAAGAAGGAAGCCAAUUUGUGAACUGGAAUUUAGAAACCCUUUAUCUGGAGCCAACUAAUUCAUUAGAGACUAGGAGACAAACCAAUAACUGAUCCAAUAACUGGUACAAAUAUGUACUCCAGUUAGGGUGCGGAACGUGACCUUUUGAUCACCUUCAGAAUCCCAUAGCACUUUCCUAUAUGGACUCUGCCUGAAGCGGGGAGCUCUAGCCAGUCGGUCCAAGGAAGGCUGCUUGACUACGGUAAUAACAGUACACCCCCAUUCCCAACCUCUCUCUCAUACAGCAACCCCGGUUGCUGAGAAGUGAUCCCGGUGAAUCAUAUUCUGCUUCUUUUAUUUAAUUUGUAUUAAUUUAUUGUGUAACCUUCUCGCGUGUUCGGUGUAUCUACCGACACACAUUCUUUAGUGACUUAAAUUUUGUAACUAUCUUAAUCUCUCACUAGUAUUAUAAUCUUAUAACUAUUAUUGUAAAUUAACUAUUUAUUUGGAUGAGACUCAAAUAACUCUAACCGACUCAGUUAAAAACCUGGGUGUUAUUGUAGAUUGACAUCUUUCGUAGAGUUCUCACGUUGCUGAGAUCAGUAGGAAGGUGCACUUCGCCUUGCACUCGUUGAGAUGUCUGCAGGGCUUCUUACCUCAGCAUACAAAAAUCCCUAUACGCCUUCGUAGGAAUACUCGAAUAUUAUGUCUCCUAUUCAAUAUCCUACAUAAGCCCACUUCUCCCUUAUAUUUACGUGAGCGAUUCUCUUUCAUUCGUUCUCCUGAUGCUCCCUGCAGAUCAAACCAACGUUCUGUCUUGUUAUUCCUUUCCCACAAAACCAUUUCUAUUCUCACUCCUUUACUGUGCACGCGGUCAGACUGUGGAAUUCGUUGCCGGCUGACAUCCGAGUUUGCAAGUUUGUUUCUGUUUUUAAAUACAACGUCAAACAAUUCUAUCUCUCAUCAACCGAAUGAUCAUUGUUACGUUGUCUAUACUCGUAUGAUCGUUGUCUAUACUCUUCGUAUAUACUGUGUUACUUAUAAUAUUUUGUAUUCGAGUUUAACAAUAUUUGCUAUGUGUAUGUGCAUUACUAUAAUUCUCAUGUUGUAUUUGUUAUUUUAGUUAUAUGUUAUUUGUUCUACACACACUCAUCACUUUUAAUUAUUAUUCUCAUAAUCCUCUCGCAGGUCUGCUGGAAGAGAUUUCUUAAAGAAAUAAGCAGUGCCUUUGUACAUAAUUUUCCUAUUACUCUGUACUAUGUCUUAUUUUCUGUGUGUACAUAAAUAAAUAAAUAAAUAAAUAUUUUAUGCUUUUAAUAUUUGUGUCAAAUAAAGACAAUCUUGUUAAUUAUAA
This is a messenger RNA of Bombyx mori (domestic silkworm), 3522 nucleotides long. RefSeq lists its product as uncharacterized. NCBI's taxonomy places the organism in Eukaryota, Metazoa, Arthropoda, Insecta, Lepidoptera, Bombycidae. Gene Ontology annotation, molecular function: DNA binding. The record is from RefSeq and is a predicted model, not a curated record. The transcript has 4 exons. Bases 234 to 1751 code for a protein of 505 amino acids.